UCUCAUAUACUGGCGCACGCCGAAAGAAAGAUAUCUUCUAACAAUCAACCAAAGUUACUCAUUCUUUUAACAUGAAAUUGUAUUGGUAAUAAAUUAAUACAUUAUAAAUAAGCCACCCAUCUCAACCUUUGAACUCCAAACUACAUAAACCUUAUUUUCUGGUCAAAAGAACCGAACCAUGGCUGCCCUUACCGACAGCAUCUUGUUCUACAGCAUAAGCUGCUUAGUGUUGUUGCUCGUCUGCACUGUGCUUUUCAUUUUCAAGUCCUUUAGCAUACAACUUGUGAAUUCUGGGAGCAAACAUCGUACCCCACCGAGCCCACCGGCUCUACCUAUCAUUGGCCACCUUCACCUUGUUGGCUCAGUCAUUCCCAAGUGUUUCCAGAGCCUGGCUCGCCUUUAUGGCCCUCUCAUGCGGCUUCGUUUAGGUGCGUCCACAACCUUAAUUGUGUCCAACGCUCAAGUUGCUGGCGAAGUUUUCAAAACCCAUGAACUCAACUUUUGUUAUCGCCCAGAGUUUGGAUCCUCUGAUUAUUGCCCCUACAAAGGCUCUUAUUUCCUCACUGCCCCUUACGGUCCGUACUGGCGUUUCAUGAAGAAACUAUGCGUCACCCAACUCCUCUCAACCUCCCAGAUCGGUCGCCUCACUUAUGUCCGAGACCAGGAGAUCAAGCGCCUUUUGGAUUCUCUUCUGCAGUUUUCUAGUGAAGCUAAGGCUUGUGAUUUGAGCUUAAAGUUCACUACUUUGACCAACAAUAUCUUAUGUCGGAUGGCUAUGAGCACCACUUGCGAUGCCGAGCAGAUUCAUGGGCUGGUUCGUGAGUGCUUGGAGUUAGGAUCUAAGCUAAGCUUAGGUGAAGUUUUGGGACCUCUUGCAAAGUUGGACUUAUUUGGGUACGGGAAAAAGGUGGCAAAAGUUAAGGGUGAGUUCGAUCAAAUACUGGAGAUGAUCAUGAAAGAUCAUGAGGAGAAACUUAGUCAGAUGUGUUCUGAAGCAGAAGAGAGGAGAGACAUGAUGGACAUAUUAUUACAAGUUUAUAGAGAUCCAAAUGCUGAAGUGAAGCUAAAAAGAAACGACCUUAAGGUUUUCUUUCUUGAAAUACUCCUAGCAGGCACAGACAACUCAGUGGCGUUGCAGUGGGCAAUGGCAGAGAUCAUAAACCACCCAAGAGUAUUGGAUAAGCUAAGGGAAGAGAUGGAUUCAAUAGUAGGGACAAGAAGAUCAGUCAAAGAGAGCGAUGUUCCAAAUCUGCCUUACCUGCAAGCAGUUGUGAAGGAGGUUCUGAGACUCCACCCAUCAGCUCCUUUUGCUCUCAGGCAAUGCGCAGAAGACUGCAACAUCAACGGCUAUCUCAAGGGACAAACCAGGACCCUCGUCAACGUCUACGCUAUCAUGAGGGACCCACAAGUGUGGGCCAACCCUGAGGAGUUCAUACCAGAGAGGUUCUUGGGUGGAUCUCAGAGUCUGAUGGAAAUGAAGGGUCAAGAUCUCAGAUACGUUCCAUUUGGGAGCGGAAGAAGGGGAUGCCCUGGGGCAUCCCUUGCUGUGACUGUGAUUCAAUCCACCAUUGCUGCAUUGAUUCAAUGCUUUGAUUGGAAAGUGGAAGGUGGAAACAAAGUUGAUACGGCAGAAGGGUCAGGAUUCUCUGUGGGAUUAGCCAAACCACUUGUUUGCUACCCUAUCCAUCGUCUUGAUCUAUUUUCGGUUUAGUAUUCGUAAACAAUAAGAUUGAAGGGUUCUGCUUCCUUACGGUUUGUCUUUUGUAUCUUAACUGUAAUUAAAGAAAGAAAUAAAGUUGUUUCUAUGCA
Molecule: messenger RNA, 1809 nt
Organism: Prosopis cineraria
Lineage: Eukaryota; Viridiplantae; Streptophyta; Magnoliopsida; Fabales; Fabaceae
Product: 3,9-dihydroxypterocarpan 6A-monooxygenase
Cellular component (GO): membrane
Molecular function (GO): iron ion binding; heme binding; oxidoreductase activity, acting on paired donors, with incorporation or reduction of molecular oxygen, NAD(P)H as one donor, and incorporation of one atom of oxygen
Source: RefSeq, a predicted model, not a curated record